This is a messenger RNA of Populus nigra (black poplar), 1383 nucleotides long. RefSeq names its product S-adenosylmethionine decarboxylase proenzyme-like. The coding region runs from base 143 to 1228 and encodes 361 amino acids. Gene Ontology annotation, biological process: spermine biosynthetic process; spermidine biosynthetic process. Gene Ontology annotation, cellular component: cytosol. The record is from RefSeq and is a predicted model, not a curated record. Gene Ontology annotation, molecular function: adenosylmethionine decarboxylase activity. The transcript has a single exon. NCBI's taxonomy places the organism in Eukaryota, Viridiplantae, Streptophyta, Magnoliopsida, Malpighiales, Salicaceae.
AUCCUGAGAUUUUCCAAGUGUUGACAUAACCCCAUUUUAGCUAUUUCGCACGCUCAAUUGUCUUUAGUCUGUUUUUCUGUUCUGCUUUCCUCGUUCUCUUGUACUCUUUGCUGCACUUUUCAUUUGUUGACUGUGAGGGCAGAUGGCGCUGCCAGUCUCUGCAAUCGGAUUUGAAGGUUACGAAAAAAGGCUUGAAAUAUCUUUCCUAGAGCCUGGCUUCUUUUCUGACCCUGAAGGGAAGGGCCUGAGGUCUUUGUCCAAGGCUCAAUUGGACGAGAUUCUCAGACCAGCUGAAUGUACUAUUGUUGAUUUGCUAUCAAAUGACCAGGUUGAUUCUUAUGUCCUGUCGGAAUCCAGUCUCUUUGUGUACCCUUACAAAGUUAUUAUCAAAACAUGUGGGACUACCAAACUGCUUCUCUCGAUACCGGUGAUUCUUAAGCUCGCUGAUGCCCUUUCACUCACUGUAUGUUCUGUGAGGUAUACUCGUGGGAGCUUUCUAUGCCCUGGGGCUCAGCCAUUUCCACACCGCAACUUCUGUGAGGAGGUAGCUGUCCUUGACGAUCACUUCAGUAAACUUGGCUUAAACAGUGUGGCAUAUGUGAUGGGUGGUCUUGACAAAACUCAGAAAUGGCAUGUUUACUCUGCCUCUGCCGAUAUAGAUAGCCAUUCUGGCCCUGUUUACACUCUGGAAAUGUGCAUGACUGGUUUGGGCAGGAAACAAGCAUCUGUUUUCUACAAAACACAUUCCAGUUCAGCUGCUGCGAUGACUGAGGAUUCCGGUAUAAGGAAAAUCCUUCCACGGUCUGAGAUCUGUGAUUUUGAUUUUGACCCUUGUGGUUACUCUAUGAAUGCCAUUGAAGGGAGUGCAAUUUCCACAAUCCACGUCACUCCAGAAGAUGGUUUCAGCUACGCAAGUUUUGAGGCUGUGGGCUAUGAUCUUCAAGAUUUGAAUUUGAGUCGGCUGCUUGAAAGGGUCUUGGCUUGCUUUGAACCGACCACGUUCUCCGUUGCCUUGCAUUCUAAUAUCAAGGGUGCCGAACUUCGAGCAAAGUUUCCCCUGGAUGUGGAAGGUUACUCUGGCGGAGGAGGGAACUAUGAAAUGCUCGGGAAAGGUGGAUCGAUCAUCUACCACAGCUUUGCAAGGACUGGAGGCAGUGCAUCUCCCAGGUCUAUCCUGAAAUGUUGUUGGAGUGAGGAUGAGAAGGACGAGGAAGCUGAAGAGAAAUAAUUCUUUUCAGCUGUUUGUUUUUCCUUUUAUUUUUUCCUUGAAUAAAUGUCAUGGGGUUAUGAUUCUGAGUUCUUGAGGCAUUUGUCCAUGCCUCGUGUCUUCCAUUAUCGAUUUAGUUUUGACUUUGGAUUAAUAAAGGGGUUUGUGUUAUCAGA